UUCGUUUGAAAUCGGACAGUUCUCGUGGAGCAGUCGACGCGCACGCACGUGCGGCCGUCGCUCCGUAACGAAUCACGUUUAUAAAUACAAUUGGUCGUUGCUUUCUUCUGCGCAGUUGGUGUUUUGCGAAUUUGUACAUUGCUGCGUUGUGAUUGUGUUUUAUUUUUGUUGCGAUGUCUGAGCAAGUGACCUCGGUGCCGGUGGACGAACUGGAGUCGUGGGUUGAACUCAACUCGGGUCUGGUGGCCCACGAAAAUGAGUAUAUAAGACUGCUUCGCGAGGCGCAGAGGGAGAGUCGAGACUCGUCUGUGCGACACUCCCGGGCCUCGAGCGUGAAGGGCAGCCCGAAAUCACCUCCGAAUAGCCCCAAUCUGGAGCCCUCGACUGAAGACGAGUUGAAAGGCGUGUACAUCAACUGUUGGAAGGAUGACUCCAACGACUGGGUGUGGCAAUGGAGCAGCCGGCCUGACCAGCAACCACCCAAAGACUGGCGCUUCAAACACCCCCCCAGCGCUCGAGGUCCACCCUCAGCCACCUCCUCCAUUGAGGUCCUGGAGCAGCAGUUGGCUGUACCGGCCAUGCAACAGAGCCACUGUCUGUCCGUGCGACGUUCGUGCCUGUUCAGUCGGGGCGCAGUCGCAGCUGUACUUGUCACGAAUUUGGUCUCCCUGCUGCUUGGCGCCGGUAUCGGUGUGUGGCUAAGCCGAAGGGGCAUGCUUCCGCCCAGACUGAUAAUACUGAACUGAGUGGUUAUCAAGACUGAGAUGGUUAUUCGUAGCUGGUACAGCGGGGUCAUCUUAUAGAAGAAUCAAGUGAUAGCGUAUUACUACACAGUAUAUAAGAAGAUAUUUAGCAUUAUAUAUUGAAGAUCUCGGUGGUCUAGCGGUUGAACUCAACAGUUCAUACCAGAUGGUUGCGGGUUCGAUACCUAGUACGAUACAAACUUUUGUAUUCAUGAGUAUGAUUGUUCGUAUCGGUCUGGGUGUUUUCUAUAUAUAAUAAG
This is a messenger RNA of Achroia grisella, 1003 nucleotides long. It is a transcript of the gene BNIP3, whose product is annotated as BCL2/adenovirus E1B 19 kDa protein-interacting protein 3. Gene Ontology annotation, biological process: mitochondrial outer membrane permeabilization; positive regulation of apoptotic process. Gene Ontology annotation, cellular component: mitochondrial outer membrane; nucleus; mitochondrial envelope. The coding region runs from base 174 to 746 and encodes 190 amino acids. The transcript has 7 exons. The record is from RefSeq and is a predicted model, not a curated record. NCBI's taxonomy places the organism in Eukaryota, Metazoa, Arthropoda, Insecta, Lepidoptera, Pyralidae.